Thlaspi arvense is the source of this 933-nucleotide messenger RNA. The record is from the annotation of a GenBank genome assembly. NCBI's taxonomy places the organism in Eukaryota, Viridiplantae, Streptophyta, Magnoliopsida, Brassicales, Brassicaceae.
AUGAGCAUCUCACAGUUUCCUCCUCCUGCUUCUCCAUCUCCGGCGUCUUCUUCGCGAUCGCUGGCUUCUCCAUCUCCAUCUCCGGCGAGUUUAUCAUCAUCGACGAGGCUAUGGAGACCAGCUGCUCAGCGGAAUCUUAGGAACCAGUGGUCAAAACUGUCAACUUGUCGGCAACAAUGGAUCGCCGCUUGUUCUGGCGCAAGAGUUCACGCUAUUUCGCUCGUCAAUUCAUAUCUGUCCCAAAAGUUUAUCCCAAUGAUGGAAUUUGGUGUGUUGAGUGACAUGUUUGAUAUCAAGAAGAAAGCCUUGAAGAAGCUGUUUAAGCAACAGAGUUCUUAUCGAAUCAAGCUUUUGUCGUCGUACAAGGAAAUGGUAGCUCUUGUUGUUGAGAUGGUGAAUGCAAGUAGAUCUCUGAGAUGUUAUAUGAAGCCUAGUAGCGAUUCACUUAUACAGUUUUCUGGCUCUAUGGAGGAUUCAAAUGAUGCUGGAGAUUGCGGUGGCGUCCCUGUGUUUAAUUUUUGGAAUGUCUCUGCAUUUGAGAAGAUAGCCGAAGAGCUUGUGGAGAUGUUCAAACGCGAAGUAAUGCUAAAGAGAUUACUCAUAGUGGAACUGGUCUCUUUAAGCUGUGAAAUUCCUCAACCGGUCAAACUCAGUUGGUCAGAUGAGCUUUACCAUGAGGAAUUUGAUGAUCUCUUCAAGUGCUCUUUAUAUUCCAUGGAAGCAUCUGAGCCAAUUCUCCCCAGACUGAAAGAAGAUGAUCUCGGUACAUCUUCUGUAUCUCAUACCAACCAUCCAACCCCGGAAAUUUUGCAGGCAUUUUUCAUUGUUAUACAGAUGUACUUGGUAACUUGGAGUGCAGAGGUAAUCAUUGACACUCAUAGGAUUCAUGAGAUAUUGGCGAUGGUCGGGGAAGAAAUUAGAGUAACCUUCUAA